Varanus komodoensis (Komodo dragon) is the source of this 4760-nucleotide messenger RNA. It is a transcript of the gene SEPTIN9, whose product is annotated as septin 9. Bases 205 to 1962 code for a protein of 585 amino acids. The transcript has 11 exons. Gene Ontology annotation, molecular function: GTPase activity; molecular adaptor activity; GTP binding. Gene Ontology annotation, biological process: cytoskeleton-dependent cytokinesis. Lineage: Eukaryota; Metazoa; Chordata; Lepidosauria; Squamata; Varanidae. Gene Ontology annotation, cellular component: septin complex; microtubule cytoskeleton; septin ring. The record is from RefSeq and is a predicted model, not a curated record.
GGCCGCGCUCCCCUCCUCCAUUCAUUCCAGCCUGCUUCGCGGCACGGACCCCGGGGGCGGAGGGGCGCCCGCCUGCCUUGUGCGAGCGCGUCGGCGGCCGGCUCUCGCCCUCCCAUUUCAUCGCGAUCAGGAGGGGGGCUGUCCAGCGGCGCUGCGCUCGGGACUUUGCCGAGAACUUUGGGGCAGCCCGAGUCGAGCGGGGCGAUGGCCGACCCGGUGGUCAACGCGCACCUGGAAGGGAUCAUCUCCGACUUCGAAGCUCUGAAGAGAUCCUUUGAGGUUGAAGAAGUAGAUCAGCCAUCCAAUUCUUCCACUCCACAAAGAAGAACACCCAACCCUCUUGGUCGGUCUGCAGUAUCCAGCUCCACACAGAAAUUCCAGGAGCUUGGCACCAGGAAUUCAGAGAGUCCUUCCAGACAUGUGGAGUCUUCUGCACAAAGGUCUCCUAAGUCCUCUCUGAGGAGAGUUGAGCUCUCUGGACCAAAACAUCCUGAGACAGUGUCCAGAAGAACAGAAAUCUCCAUUGAUAUCUCAUCAAAGCAAGUGGAAAACUCCAGUUCAGGAGCGUCAAGAUUUGGCCUCAAGAGAGCAGAUGUGUUGGGGCACAAGCCCCCUGAGACUGCUCCAAGAAGGACUGAGAUCAAUAUAGGGAAGCCCCAGGACCAAGCUCUUCGCAGAAUGGAAGUCCCUUCAAAGAUUCCUGAACCAACACAACGCAGAGUUGAAGCUACUAGUCCACCUAUGCCUGAUGUUGCCACCAAACGUGUGGAGAUCCAGGUAACAAAAUCUUCAGAGGUUCCAGUACCACCAGUCAGGCAGACUGAAAAUGUGGAGCUUUUCUCAGCCAAUCAGCAUCCGCCAACAGAAACAAAGUUACAAUUAGCAGUGACUGAAAUCCCACCCAAAAGCCAAGAAGCAGGCCCUGAGGCUGCUCCCAGCUUCCCAAGCAACAUGAUGGAUGCCGCUCGGGAUGCUGGCCUCAAGCAAGCCGCACCAGCACGGACAGAGAAACCGGCUGCUGACUUCGCCUAUGUUGGGAUAGAUGCCAUCCUGGAGCAGAUGCGGAGGAAGGCCAUGAAGCAAGGGUUUGAGUUCAACAUCAUGGUGGUUGGUCAGAGUGGCUUGGGAAAAUCCACUCUAAUCAAUACUCUUUUCAAAUCGAAAAUCAGCCGCAAAUCUGUGCAGCCAAGUUCUGAAGAGCGGAUCCCCAAGACCAUUGAAAUCAAGUCCAUCACACAUGAAAUUGAGGAAAAAGGUGUUCGCAUGAAGCUGACUGUCAUUGAUACCCCAGGAUUUGGAGACCAUAUCAAUAAUGAGAAUUGUUGGCAACCCAUUAUGAAGUUCAUCAAUGACCAGUAUGAGAAGUACCUCCAGGAAGAGCUUAAUAUUAACCGGAAGAAGCGGAUACCAGACAGCAGAGUCCACUGUUGUAUAUACUUCAUCCCCGCCACCGGCCACUCCCUCCGGCCUCUGGACAUCGAAUUCAUGAGGCGCUUGAGCAAAGUGGUCAACAUUGUGCCUGUUAUCGCCAAGGCGGACACGUUAACACUGGAGGAGAGGGACUACUUCAAGCAGAGGAUCACAGCAGAUCUCCUUGCCAAUGGCAUUGAUGUGUAUCCCCAGAAACAGUUUGAUGAAGACUCUGAAGACCGACUAAUAAAUGAAAAGUUUAGAGAAAUGAUUCCAUUUGCUGUGGUGGGAAGUGACCAGGAAUACCAGAUUAAUGGAAGGCGAAUUCUGGGAAGGAAGACUAAGUGGGGCACAAUUGAAGUUGAGAAUACGACGCACUGCGAGUUUGCUUACUUGCGGGAUCUUCUGAUCAGGACACACAUGCAAAACAUCAAGGACAUUACCAGCAGCAUCCAUUUUGAAGCCUACAGAGUCAAACGCUUGAACGAAGGCCAGAAUAUGCUCUCCAAUGGUGUAGCUGACAAAGAGGAGUUGGUGGCCAAUGAAAUGUAACACUCCAAACCUGAGUUAGGACCCGAUUUACUCUUUUCCCCCCUUCUGCUUUCUCUCUUCUUUAAAAAAAAUCAUAUAAGCCUUCCGUUGGGGCUUCACUGUUCUUCUCUCCUUUCUGCCAAUGAUACACACGCUGCUGAUGUUAACUGACCAAAUAACAGUAUUUCCUUUAAUAAAUGUACUCUCUCUUUUCCAGUCUCUGUGGUGUUAAACAUCUCUUCUGUCCUUCCCUUUAAGGUGUAGCAGUAGACAAGAAGGGAGGGGUGAGUUUGCAGCUAAUGUCAACAGGAGAAGGUUUUCUUGGUUUCAUGUUCAGCAUCAGUUGUAGCCAUCCUCUGUGAUGGGUCAGCACGACUUUUCUUGGAGCUCAGUGGUGGAACUCCCAUUGAUUGUAGCAAUCUUAGGCUCUUGAGGCUGAGGGAGCAGGAGCUGAGCUUUUCCCUCUUGGAAUGGAAUCGUACUUGCACAGACAUCUUGCCUACUGAAGAAGCCUGGAGGUUCCUCAUGUAGACCCAUAGAGUCCGGGGUGAGGCUGCAGUCAGGAGAAAAGGGGAUGUCUCCCAUUCCUUACCUUGUUUAUGAAGCCUCACCCUGAGAAGAGAGUGAGGCACAUCUGGACAUGGCAGCUUUCUUUAGCAACUUUAUUCAUUUUGGCCUGGUGAGAAGUUCAGAUGGAUGCUAGAUAGGACGUGUCACAGCAUCUUCCUACUGCAUGCAAGGAGGAGGAGAAACUUAGAGAGGAGCCCAUUACUGCCUUCCCUGUUUCAGUUGCUCAGGUCUAAGGAAAUCUUUCUGAGCUUUUUCAUUUACCUAGUGCCAAAAGUUUACUCUUUCGUAUGUUGAGGUGGGAGGGAUCUGCUUUGCUAGCAUAUCUUCUCCCUCCCUCCCUCCCUCCCUCCCUCCCUCCGUGUGUGUGUGUGUGUCUGUGUAAAACUCCGUCCACUUCAGGUGAUUUUUUUAAUGAUUAGAUAAGGCUUUUUAUAAUGAGGGUAGAGUGAUCCAGAGAUUAGUUAUGACCAUGUGUAACCAUUCCACUCGGCACUAGGCAACUCUUACUCCAGUGUGUCUCAUCUCUAUCCCCUUUCCUUGAAAAAAAAAACAGCAAUAACAUGAAGCCACUUUGCUCAUUAGAAAAGAGGAAGUGGCCAGUUGUGGGAUAAAUCAUGUCAAUUCUAUUAAAGACAGGCUGCUCUUGGUAAGUGUAGAUCACUCUGAAUCUCAGAAGGGGAGUCCUCUUCCUCGCAAUAUUCCCCUCCAUCAGGGCUGGCACCCCAAACCCUGCUGCUUCCUCAGAAGUGCAUGUGUUAAUCCAUUACACUCAUCCGUUCAGACUUUGUUCAAAUGUUCAGUGUAUGCUUGCCUGUUACAGAGGCUCAAACCAUUUAUGCAAAGCCAAUGUAGAAGAGUCUUGUCCUUAGAAUCAUUAGGCUGACCUUUCCAACAUCUUUGAGAGUAUAGAGAAGCUCUAGGUCUGGAUAGUCUAGCUUUUCUUGGUGUGCAAUUUCUGUGUGUAACCCUUUGAAGUGAGGCUAAAACUCCCAGGCGUACAUAUGUAGACAUGCUGUACGUGUUGUUCAUCUUGUGAAAAGCUGUAUUGCAUGGAAACCGGAGACCAGGAUUUUGCAUGCCUUCUGCAACAUACAGCUCUUGAUCAAAGGUCCAGUGUAGUUGAGAGAGCCCUCUGAAGAUGCAACAGAUGCAGUUGCUCCAUAACAGUGGAGGAAUUAAAAACCCCGCAGUUGCUAACUGUAAACCCAAAUCAGAGAGACAGAACCCUUGUUUCUUUAUGCCAUCUAAUCCAGAGAGCCAAUAUAUCCCAGCCUUCCCUUCUUUGGAAGGAAAUAAUCUUUGUAGUCAGCUCUGCAGAACAGCUCUUUUGGUGCCACAUACUGGUAGAUUCACCACAGCUCAGAAAGCACCAGCCAAACUGGCCUCUUGUGGAGCCCUCAAAAAAAGGAAGGGUGUGUUGGCUCGGGGCUUUCAUACAAGGCCCAUCUUCAAUUUCCCUCCUGUUCAUUCAGGCCCCAUUGUGACCCACUCUCAGGAUGAACACCUUACAGGAAUGUUCACACGCCACAGUCCGAUGCCUGCAGAUGGCCAGCUUUUCCCUCUUGCAGGUCUUCUUAGUUAUACCAUAGAAACUGUUCUGCACUCAAGACUUCCUAUGACCUCAUUUGCUGCUUCCAUCCUGCCCAUGACAAAUGUUUUUCUUUCAUGAGUCCACAUUAUCAGACAUUUUGUUCUGUUUUGUUUGGUAAUACAUGUCCUGAUGAAUAAACUUCCAAAUAUUCUUUAUUCAGAGGCGCUCAUAAAUUUUGUGCUGCAAGUAAAUCUAAACCGCCCUUUUAACAUUUAUGUUGUCCUUCCCAAACUAAAAACAAAAACGGCGGAAACUUAACUGAGCUGUGUUAAGCUGAGGAAAAUUAUUUUUUUUACUUGCUGACUUGCUAUAUUUUAGCAAAAUAAAAAUUGUGUAUUAACUAAAAUAUAUAUAUUUCAAGUGUUUAAGACUAUGAAAUGGAGAAUGUCAUUUUUCCUAAAUACACUUCAGGAAAAAAGCAUCAUAUCUUACUUGCCAAUAUCUCAGCCAGCAAAAGCAAAACAGAAAUGACAUUCUCCUUUUAUAUUGUACUUUGGAGUGGGAGGGGAGGGAUUACUGAAUAAAACCAAAAAAUUCAUCCACGUCUAAAAAAUGACUUUUUGAGGAUUGUAUGCAUUAUGACAAAAUUAGUCCAGUUUUGUAUAAAUAAUAGUGUUUAAUAUGUAUUUCCCAAAAAUAAAUGUUUCAAAUGGAAAAU